CCGGGAACUGGCGCGCGCCACUGCCAUCGCAGCCUCGUCGCAGGGAUUUGGGCCGCGCCUCUUCCACAGUCCACCCUGCUCGCCCGCCCCGACUCGACAACAACAAAAUCUCAUCCUUUGCAGUUUUAGCUUUGAGUCCGCGCCAUGGCGUCCGACAACGAAGACGUCGCGAUGAGAGAAUCUAAAAGACGGGAGCGUCAGUCAGGUAGAGCUUUGGAGAAUCCAGACACAGACAUUGGUUUAUGCGGCUGGCUGCUGGUUGGCGUUUCCAUCCUCCUCAUGCUGGUUACUCUGCCCAUCUCCAUAUGGAUGUGCAUUAAGAUUGUGAAGGAGUACGAGCGUGCCAUCAUCUUUCGCCUGGGGCGCAUUCUGCGAGGAGGAGCCAAAGGCCCAGGCUUGUUCUUCAUCUUGCCGUGCACCGACAGCUUUAUUAACGUGGACAUGCGCACCAUCAGCUUCGACAUCCCGCCGCAAGAGGUUUUGACCAAAGACUCGGUGACGGUCAGCGUUGACGGCGUGGUUUACUACCGGGUGCAGAACGCCACCCUGGCCGUGGCGAACAUCACCAACGCGGACGCCGCCACCCGGCUGCUGGCCCAGACCACCCUGAGGAACGUCCUGGGCACCAAGAACCUGGCGGAGAUCCUCUCCGACCGCGAGGAGAUCGCACACAGCAUGCAGACCACUCUGGAUGAUGCCACGGACGACUGGGGCAUCAAGGUGGAGCGGGUGGAGAUUAAGGACGUCAAGCUGCCCCUUCAGCUCCAGAGAGCCAUGGCUGCUGAGGCCGAGGCGGCCCGUGAGGCCAGAGCCAAGGUGAUCGCAGCGGAGGGCGAGAUGAACGCGUCCCGCGCGCUGAAGGAGGCGUCUCUGGUCAUCGCCGAGUCUCCCUCCGCCCUGCAGCUGCGCUACCUGCAGACCCUCAACACCAUCGCCGCCGAGAAGAAUUCCACCAUCAUCUUCCCGCUGCCGCUGGAGAUGAUGCACGGCUUCAUCAAACACUGAAUCGCUCCGCCUCCCACACACACACACACACACACACACACACACACACACACACACUCGUAGGCCGCGUUUCUCUUCCACCCUCAGAGCCCCGAAUGGUUAAACACCUUUUAUCUCCCCCAUUCCUGACUUUAACGCACCUUUCAUGAAAUUACUUAUUAAUGUUUUAACAUAAAGCAGCAGGUGGUUUAGCUUUUAUCUUCCACUUUUCCAUUUGAUCGUGUUUUAUGCUACAAAUGUUUAAAAAAAAAAUUCUUACAGGGCUCCGUGGCUGUCUGAGAAUCUCGAACCUCAUCAGUUUUAUAAACACUUUGAAGCAAAGUGCCUGCUGGAUACGUGGCCUAAACACACACACACACACACACACACACACACACACACGUACGCACGCAGUUCAAACUUUAUGGGGUUGUGUCGCAGACCCUGUCAGCUGAUCAGCUGACCCCCCCCCCCCCCCCCCCCACCCUCGUCAUGUCAGGACCACCUUCAAGACAGUGGGAGGGGCCGCCUCACCCCCAAAACCACAUUAUAGCAUUGGAUCUCCUGUGGGUCCUUCAUUUUGGGCUUCACAAAUGUCACGUACUCCACUUUUACACCCCCACAAAAUAAGAAACACAAGACCACACACAGACAAACACACAAGUCAGCAUAACUUUGACCUAAUCUCUGGUGUUCCAGCUUGACGUGGGGUCCCUGUUCUUCGCCCCACCAAGUGAAAUUCGCAAACGUAAAAAGUCUGUCUAUGUCUAAUAUCUGGUAUUGUAGCACUACUGCAGCCACUGCCAGCAUCUUAGUGCUGCGCUGCUUUUUCCACCUGAAGUGGAGUUAGUUACAUGUUUUCACAUAUCCCUGUGCCAUUGCAUGUUCUCGUACUAUAUCCAUGUAAAGUUUAAAGCCUCAAACGUAACGGAUGGUACAGUACGUGAUGUACUGUAUCGCAGAGAUGCUUUGAAUGAUCAGGAAUGAGGUUCUUACUGAGGGUCAGUGUGUGUGUGUGUGUGUGUGUGAGGCCCAGCAGCUGAAUCAAAAUGACUCGGCAACUGAAAUGUGAUGAUCGGAUGGAGAGGGUCUGUUUUCGUGGUUGUUGCUGCUUCUUUAGCGGUUGUGCUGUGAGCCACACUUUUCCUUUCAUACCUGCUUCUCGCUCCAUCAGGAUGAUCUCCGCCUUAAUCAGAUCAUCUUUUCAUCAGCAGUACAAUUGGUUAGUUUGUUGCCAAAAAGAAAGGAUGCUUGCAGUAUAUGCUGAACUCCUUUUACACAAAACUCUGACCUUUAAUAACGACCCCAUGCAGCCUGACAUCAGAUGCUCUGAACCGUCUCUUUUGCUUCUUGGUUUUGUUUGUUACAUUUAACCAGAAAAGUAGCAGCUUUGUGUUUCUCUGUGGGAGCGUAAGAGAUUAAAACUUCAACACUAAAGCAGCACUAAAGUUGUGCAACAUUGUCAGAAAAAGCUCAAAUUUUUUUCUCAGAUUGCCAACGAUGACACUAUGAGCUAAAAUGUCAAAUUUCUGUUUUUAUUUCUUUUAAUGUUGUCAUGUAAAUAUCUCUUCUCUGUACUCUGUACCUUUACAGGAGCGGACAAAAUCUAAAAACCUGAACCGUUCCUUCAGGUUCAGCUCAAACCACUCAGCCACCGUCGCUCUGACGAGCCAAGAGCCUUAACUUACUGCCAUCUAUACACCUUACAAGCUAAUGUUACAUUCUAUGCACUAUGAAUAAGAUUACAGAGUUUAGUUCCUUUUUUUUUUUUUAAGCAUUCUGUCACCUAUGCCAAAAGAUGUAGUCAAGUGUCAGACUGCUGUAGUUUGUUUAAUGAGACGUUUCUAAAGAGUCCAAGUGUGACUCUGCUGUUUUUCUAUAGACUAGUGGUGUGAACUGUAUGAUAGUUUUUGCUGUAAUGAAAUGGAGAGUUAAUUGCACCGAACAGCUGUUACAUUAAGCAGGAAGUGUUUUAGUUUUAUGUAGCUGCCUGAAAGAGAUGUUAUGAAGCUGGGAAACCAAAUUCAGAGUUUUAAGCAUGAACGUAUUCAGAAAGAAAAAGUACACGCAAAACCACUCCUGAUCACUGAUCAGAACUCAGAAACGACUUGCCUUUUUUUUUUUUUUUGUGGUCAUCGUAUCUCGUCUACUCACCCCUCUGACCUAUUCUUUCUUUGUAGAAAACCUGACGUCUACAUUUCAUUUAAAGCCUCAUUUAAUAUUCAUGCUCAUGUUAGCAGUGGCUGGAUUUUUUUGUACGGUUUGCUAAUUUUUGUAUGAUUUUUACCUCUGCAAAGUAUGUCCCUGUAUAUGCAGAAUUCAAAUAAAGCUGUUAUU
Molecule: messenger RNA, 3321 nt
Organism: Salarias fasciatus (jewelled blenny)
Lineage: Eukaryota; Metazoa; Chordata; Actinopteri; Blenniiformes; Blenniidae
Gene: stom
Product: stomatin
Exons: 7
Coding region: 145-1005 (286 amino acids)
Cellular component (GO): plasma membrane
Source: RefSeq, a predicted model, not a curated record